UCAAGACGGGAACUUGGACUGGCGCCAAGCUUUGCAAUUUUCGGCCUUAUGGUGGGAAACGCCGCGAAGCAACUGUGAGCGAUGCAGGGCAUCUCCACAAAGGCUUCCAGCCAUGCCGCCCUGGAAGACGCCGAGAGCAACGCCACUUCUAACUUAUCGUCCCUGCAGACUAGCGAAAUCGGAGACAGUGAUGAAGAGUCCAUGUUCGGACCGCAGUACCACAGUCACGUGCGCAUCACUGUCAUCGUCAUCAUGAUCGCCUUCUCUAUCGCCGGCAACUGCGUCGUCUGUUGGAGGCUGUUACGAAACCAUCGCCGCAGGCGCUACCAGAAAGCGCACGUCCUCUUCUUGAACCUCGCCGUUGCCGACCUUCUGGUUACAACGGUGACGAUGACGUCUCAGACAGUGUGGGAGAUCAUGGGCCGCGCCUGGAUUGCCGGUGACGCGUUCUGCCGAGUCUUCAAGGUUCUCCAGACUUUCGCGCUCGCGUCGUCCACGUACAUGAUCGUCAGCAUAGCGCUGGACAGGCACUUCGCCAUUGUGUACCCGCUCGCCACCUGCUUGGCGCCCUCACACCUGGCGGCCGCUGCCUGGUUCGCCUCGCUGAUCCCUUCUCUGCCCAACCUCUACAUGUUCCGGCUCGUUGAAGCCGGUGUGGGACUUCAGUACUGCGCGUCGGUGUUCUACGCCCAGAAGGCGGACUCGUCGCUUCCUCGUCAACUGUACAUGACCUUCGUUUUCCUGGGCGUCUUUGUGGUCCCCCUCAUUCUGCUGGUCGUGCUCUACGGCCGCAUCCUGAUCGAGAUAUGGAAACAGAGCUCGGCUGUGAAGAACCGACAUCAGACUGCCUCACCCUUCCCAAAGGCUAAGGUGAAGACCGUCAAGCUCACUGCCGCCAUUUUCAUCGCAUUCCUGGUGACCAACGUUCCCUACAUGGUGCUCGAAAUGGUCCUCGCCUUCGCCGGCGCUGGCGCCUCUCUGGAUCAAAACAUGGUGGCACUGUUCGGCGUGAUCUCGGCCUCGAACAGCGCCGUGAACCCUUACAUCUUCCUAUUCUUUCAAAAGAGCAGCGGAAGCACAAAGCGGAAGCGGUUCGUGAUGCCCUUCCGUAAGGACGCGGUAUCCGAGCUUCCCGGAGGUCACACUGACUGCGGUAAUGGAGCCGUCGAGCUGUACACCGUUCCGGAAAAGCAGAACUCGCCGGCCACGUACAGUCUCACACCGAGGAAGGUCAGCGAAGUCUCUUCAUUUGGUCAACCCACGGAGCUCAGCAGCUUAUGACGGUUUGGACCCUUCCGCCGCUUCAGCAAGUCUUCGCGCACAGGGAGCGGUGAGAGACAGUGAUGUGCUGAUUCUGCUGUUGUGAUUGGUGAAAGUGUGAUGACGUCACACAACCACCGACUUUAACUGCGAUUGGUACCUACGACCAUACUGAUCAAAAGCGGUGUGUCUGGUGGAUUUUGUAUUUAUAUAUGUAAGCGAGUGUGUUUGUACUGCGUUUUAUGGACAGACACAUUUCAUACGAGAUCAGAAAGGUGCUCUGCUUCGACGAGCUCCUCCGAAGCGUUACUCAUCAUACAUACGUCCCGUGCAUUCAUAUAAUUAUUGUAUAUAUCUUAUAUUCUUGAUUUUUACGGAACGUUCAACGUCCUUGUACACCUUUGUUAAAAGGCCUGACGGUCAGUGCAAUAUGGUGAUUAGGUCAUCUGGGUGAGUUUUGUUUCAAUAAAAAAAAUGGACUCGUAUUGUGCAUCAUGCAUAAGUCAAGCUAACUGCAGUGCGCCGAUGUCACGGUAAGUAUGCUCUAAUACAGUAGCCGAUUCCACGGGCACACUUUGUACUGGCUUUUGUGUCAAAUCAAUGUGUCUGUUGCUUGGUUAAGAACUAUGUACCAACAUAAUACUUUCUUAAAGCUUUCUCUCUUUUUUUUCGUUUG
This is a messenger RNA of Rhipicephalus sanguineus (brown dog tick), 1936 nucleotides long. Its product is annotated as gonadotropin-releasing hormone II receptor. Lineage: Eukaryota; Metazoa; Arthropoda; Arachnida; Ixodida; Ixodidae. Gene Ontology annotation, molecular function: peptide binding; G protein-coupled receptor activity. The coding region runs from base 82 to 1281 and encodes 399 amino acids. Gene Ontology annotation, biological process: G protein-coupled receptor signaling pathway. The record is from RefSeq and is a predicted model, not a curated record. Gene Ontology annotation, cellular component: membrane. The transcript is spliced from 2 exons.